AUGGGGAACCAGGAACUGGUGGUGAGGCUUGGGCUCAAAGGCAAGUUACCAGCCUAUAAGGAACCAAGUUAUGGCCUUAUAAAGGGAGGUCAUGUAUCGGUCAUGCACAAGAAACGGGAACCUUUAGGCUCGCUAGCUCGCUGGCUCAGCCGGCGCGGGGACGAGCUCGGCGGGCGGGGCGCUGGGCGGGCCGGGAGGAGCGCGGGGAGGAGCGCGGGCUGCGGCGGCUCCGCGUCACCGAGCGCUCCCGCCGCCCCGCGCCUCACACUCGGCCCGAGCGCCGCCCAGGACGCCGACGGGGACCUGCAGCCGCUCGGGGGGCGCUUGUGGCGGCCGGGCUGCGCGACCAUGGCGGACAAGGAGGCGGGCGGCGGCGACGCGGGGCCCCGAGAAACAGCUCCCACAUCUGCAUACUCAUCGCCAGCACGGAGUCUGGGGGACACAGGAAUAACACCUCUGUCCCCUUCCCAUAUUGCGAAUGAUGCCGACCCCAACGUCUCAGAGCAGCAGACCUUCCUGGUGGUGGUGGCCAUCGACUUUGGGACCACAUCCAGCGGCUAUGCCUACAGCUUCACCAAGGAGCCGGAGUGCAUCCACGUGAUGCGGCGGUGGGAAGGAGGUGACCCUGGUGUGUCCAACCAGAAGACCCCGACCACCAUCUUGCUUACUCCUGAGAGGAAGUUCCAUAGCUUUGGCUAUGCCGCCCGGGACUUCUACCAUGACCUGGACCCCACUGAGGCCAAGCAGUGGCUGUACCUGGAGAAGUUCAAGAUGAAGCUGCACACCACUGGGGACCUCACCAUGGAUACAGACCUGACAGCAGCAAAUGGCAAGAAGGUCAAAGCCCUGGAAAUCUUUGCAUAUGCCCUGCAGUACUUCAAGGAGCAGGCACUGAAG
Molecule: messenger RNA, 897 nt
Organism: Erinaceus europaeus (western European hedgehog)
Lineage: Eukaryota; Metazoa; Chordata; Mammalia; Eulipotyphla; Erinaceidae
Product: heat shock 70 kDa protein 12A-like
Exons: 7
Source: RefSeq, a predicted model, not a curated record